AAAACGAAAAAUUUAGUGCAUAAAGAAUGUCGGAAAUAUAUGAAAAAUAAGAACUGAAAGAUAUUAAAAGAUUUAUACGUGAAAAAAAAUUUUUUUUCCAAGAGUGCCACAAAAAAAUGCAAUAAAACAGGAAACUGUGUAUAUACCCUGAUAAGAAGUUAUAGUAUAUUAUACAAAAAAAUGUAUUAUAAUUAGUAAUUAUAAGUUUUAACGCGUAACCGUAGUGUAAACAAUAAAACGCUUUCGCGAGCGUUAACGUCCAACUUGAUUCAUAAAUAAUGGACAAAGAACAAGAAACUUUGGAUAUGGUAUUGGAUAUACCCAAUACCAUUAGCUUGAAUCCUUUUGAUAGGCCACCUAAUAUAAUGGAUGACGAGCUAAAUAGUGUUACUCAAGAGGAAUUGGAAGCCAAUUUAUCUACAGAUUGUCCAACCGGCACAAUGGAUACGGCACCGGCCCAAAACUGCAACGAUAUGUGGGAAAAAUUAAUACAAAGUUUUUUAGAAGAUAAUUCCACGCAAGAUGCUGUUGUACAGUCGGUAAAUACCAAUCCCUCAAUGUUCGAAACUGAAGCUGAAUCUGAGAACAGGGAAAAGGUAGAAACCGCAGAAGAACCAGCAAAAGCAGAAAUUCAGGAAGCACUAACUGUAGUAUUAGAAGAAAAACCCUCGAAAAAUAACGAAAUAAAAGAAGAAGAAAACAUAGAAUCUGAACAGGAAAAGAAAAUUGCAGAAAUUGACUCUAAUGUAUAUAAAUUAGAGCCGGAACUUGAUAUUCCUGCAGAGACCUACAUGCCACAGGAUGAUGCAACUGUUAGUGAUCCUGAAGAACAUCUUAUGAAUGACAGCAAUGAGGAACAACAAAUGCUAACGUGCCUGUAUGAUCUACAGGACGAUGAUGUUCAAAAUGACUUGUGUCAAGUUGAGGUGUAUGCAACUGAACAUGAAACUGAUGCCUCGAGUUUAAAAAAGGAACAAAAUAUCGAAGGAGAUUGUUAUGAAAAUGAUGAAGAUGACGAUUGCCUUAGUAAUGUUUCAGCAAUAAGUAUUGGUUACUUGGAGCCGAUUGAUGAUAAACAAAAAUGUAAAAUAGAAAUAUUAAAUGAGAAAGAGCGUUUAAAUGAAACAAAACUUUCGACAAUAAUCAAUGAUCAUUGUUAUUCUCAAGAAGUUUCCAUUAAUAUGGACGAAUGCGAUGUUUUAAAACAAAAUGUUAUUAAUCAUAUCAUGACUCAAAAUAUUUCUAAUAAAAAUCAUCAUAAAAUAGCAAACUUUGUGGAUAAAAUACUUAAUAGUUUGGAUAAUAAUAAGUUGGAUCUAAUGAUGAAUACAUUAAAUGCCACAGAACAACCACAAGAAUUCAAUGUUAAAAUUGAAAAUGAAACCAGUUCGGAUGCUUUAAGUAAUAAAUCAGAGGAGGUCAACAUACAAUUGGAAAAUGAAAGUGGAUCAAAUUCAGAUUCACAAAUAGAACAGGAAGAACAGCAAGUUCCAAAAGACAAUGAGCUGAUAACUGAAACUAAUUUACAGGAAGAACAAACUGUUAAUCUCGAAAAGGAAGUUAUUCAAAUCACCCCAAACAAAGAAGCAGAAGAAACUAAUGAGCCUGCUAGAGAAGAUAAUGAAGAAAUAUUAGGAGAAAUUGCAUUAAACGAUCAGCAGCAAUCACAAACAGAAACAGAUAUCCCGGAAACUAAUGAAACCAAUGAAGAAAAUCGCACAACAGAAUCUGAAGAAGCUAAAUCUCUAUGUGAAACAUUAGCCUAUAAUUGUUCCGAAGCUUUAGAACAUCAAAUAUUUGAUGAAGAAUUUGAAAUGUUGUGCAAAAAUGGAGUUUUACCCUUAAAAGAAAAAAUCGUUAAAACAGAUGCCCAUAGUGAAUUGCUGGAAAAACUUAAAGAAUUUGCCAUACAAAUGCAAAAGGACUGUGAAGAUUUUUCCUCAUCCUCUAUUGAAAACAAACUCCAUGAUUAUAUUAUAAUGCAAUGUCAAAAUUUUCAAGAAUUAUUUAAACCCUACGUGGUAUUUAAACAAUCAAUAGAAACACAAACAAAAUCGAAAAAAUUAACUAAACGCAAAAGAAAAUUAAGGACAGCUAAUAGCAAAAAUAAUUUGUCCAAAACAUCUGAUCAGUCAUCAUCAAGAUAUUCUUCAACAUCAUCAUCUGAUGAAGCGGAAGAUAAUGUAAAAACAAAAUAUAUUGAUACUGAUGAAGAACCUAAACAAAUCAAGUCCCCUCCAUCCCUAUCGUCUAAUGCUGAUUAUUUCCAUAGUAAUGCAACGAAUUAUGGUCAAGAAUAUGAUGAUGGCAUUAAUCUAUCACAAUACGUACAAUCGGAAAUAUUUAAUAUUGAUUCAUUAUCUCCACAAUCCACUAUGUUAUCCGAUUCCGAUUCAGCGAAGGAUGACAAUGAGGAAAAUGAUUCAUCUCCAAUAAUAAAUAAAGCAGAAACAUCACAUCCUGAUAAAGAUGACGAUGAUACGGGCGAUAGUGAUGAUACAAUGAUUUAUAAAGUACGCUCUAAAAAAAGUAAAAGUUCCAAUGACAGUGCAUCAGUUACCUCGCCUAGCGAAGCUGCGAAAUCGAAUAAAAGUCAGGCUGAUAAUAUGUCGGUGCAUAGUGAAAGCGAUAAGGAAAAUUUGACCUCAGAACGUAAGGAGAAGAAAUCAAAUGAAUCUAUGGAUGAAGAUGAAAAGAAUGAUAGAGAAAUUGAUCGAUUAACCAACAUUAGCGGCUUAACUAAACGUACAAUUCCAAAUGCAAGUUCAUCAAAAGGUUCGGAUAAAGGUAAAACAAAAACAGCACCAGCUAAAACGCUUAAUGAUCGUUUCGAUUUUAUGGAUGUUGAAUUUGGGUCAGAAGAUGAGGUUAAAAGUGAAGCUGAAGAGGAAGUUAUUACGGAACAACAAUUUUUAAGAAAUUGCAAUGAAGACAUAAAACGACAAAUGUUAGAUGAUUCAAGUACCGAUUCCGAGGCAUUAGAGGAAGAAGAUGAUGAGUUGUUAAAAGCCUCUUCGGAAGAAGAUGAAGAGGGCGGAACAAAAUCGCCUUUAGUGGAAAAAUUUCUUAAAACUUUUAAAGUUGAUGAUAGUGAUAAUGAUAUAGAGGAUAAUGAUGAUGAUGAUGACGAUGAACUAGACUUAGACAGUGAUAAGGAAGAGGAGGAAAAGAAUAAAGAAAAUGAAGAAAACAAAAACAACAACGAACUAUUAGCUGAGGCUGACAAGCCGGUUAAAACUGAAGAUAAUGGUAUAGAUGAGGAAACACACACAAAUGCCGAAAUGGAAUUAUUAAAUGAUAAUUUUCGUAUACGUAACUAUACAAAACCACAAAAUCUCGAUAAAAUGCUAUUGGAGGCAGAGAAACGUAAAAAAAUUAGUAAAAUUGAUGCAGAACUUAUUAGUUUAAGUUCAGACAGUUCGAAUUCAGAUGUCGAAGCCGUCGAUGUGGAACCUAGUCAAAAGCCUAGAUCACUUAAACCCAUGUUACGGCCCGAUCAAUUAGCAGGAGAAACUAUUAAAGCACAAAAAUUAGAAAAUGAACGUAUAUCACGUUUAGAAAAGAAACAUAAUAUGUUAGAAAAGAUACUAAAAGAACAUCCCGAAGUGGAUAAAGAUAGAGAAUUAAUCUUGGACUAUAUAAAAGAGACUAAGACAUUUAUUAAGGUACAUCCAGGUAUUGUUAAGAAUUUAAAACCUCAUCAAUUUGAUGGUGUACGCUUUAUGUACGAUUCAUGUUAUGGCGGUGUGGAUGCUCUUAAGAAAAGUCCCGGUUCUGGUUGUAUAUUGGCUCAUUGUAUGGGUCUGGGUAAAACUUUACAAUUAAUAUCUCUUUUACAUACUGUGAUCUCCUAUAAGGAAUUAAAAACUACAAAAAUUUUAGUUUUAUGUCCCAAGAGUACGGUUAUGAAUUGGGCCGAUGAAAUUAUCAGAUGGUUAGGUCCGUUGAGACAGAAAAAUGUUAAAGUCUAUACGUUUAGUGAUACAUCUGAUAUCAAUGAAAAGUUGAGUAUCAUUAAAGAAUGGUCUCUAUCAAAUCAUGCUCGUGCUGGCUGUUUACUAAUUGGCUAUGAAGCAUUUCGUACUUUAGUAUUUUAUCAUUCAUAUAAAAAUCGUGGCAAUAUUAAUUCGGAACGUUUAGAAGAAAUAAGAUUACUUGUAAAUAGAUAUCUUUUAACACCUGGUGCUGAUUUGGUUGUUUGUGAUGAGGGUCAUAUUAUUAAGAAUAGCAAUUCAGCUAUUAGCAAGGCUGUGGCCAAAAUUGAAACACCAAGGCGGAUUGUUUUGACGGGUACACCCAUACAAAACAAUCUUAAAGAAUAUUACAGUAUGGUUAACUUUAUAAAACCCUUAUUUUUGGGUACAGAAAAAGAAUUUGCCAAUCUUUAUGCAAAUCCCAUUAAAAAUGGUCAACAUAAAGAUUCGGGUAAAAUGGAUAUUAAAAUUAUGAAACAAAGAUCAUUUGUUUUACAUAAAAAACUUUCGAAAUUUGUUCAGCGCAAAGAAGCUGAACUCUUAAAAACAUUCUUGCCAACAAAAUUCGAAUAUGUUUUAUUUAUACCCAUGACUGAUGUACAGAAUAAUCUGUAUCAACAUAUCUUAAAUGCUAUAAAAAAUCGUGAUGAAAAUUAUCGUGGCAAAGGUCUUAUAACCGAUUAUACUUGUCUAAGAAAGAUUUGGACUCAUCCAAAAGUAUUAGAAGAUGCUUGGAAGAAUGCCAUAAGUCAACGUAAUAAAAAAGAAAAUCGUAAUAAAUUAUUAGGUCACAAUUCCGAUGAUGAUCAACCGGAUGAUAUUUACGAUAGUCAAACGGGUCAAAUGUCGGUAACAAAUGAUUGGUGGCGUCAUUUAGUUACAGAAAAUGAUUUGGAAUCUGUUAUGCCUAGUAAUAAAUUACGUACCAUGUUUAAAAUUUUACAAAUGUGUGAAGAAAAAGGCGAAAAAUGCUUAAUUUUCUCUGCUUUUGUGGCGGUUUUAAAUGUUGUCGAAUAUUUCUUUAAGAAAAUUUCAGAUAAUGAUGCUCAAAUCAUAAAUGAAUUAAAAAUAAAUCGAAAUUCUAAAUGGAUUCUGGGUCACGACUACUAUAGAUUAGAUGGUAAAACACCCAAAUCUAUACGGCAUGCUAUGAUCAAUGAAUUCAAUAAUGUGGAGAAUAAAACAGCAAGAGUAUUCCUAAUCUCAGCUAAAGCAGGAGGUCAAGGUAUCAAUUUGAUAGGUGCUAAUCGUGUUAUUAUAUUGGAUACAUCAUGGAAUCCUUCGAAUGAUCAACAGAAUAUAUUUCGUGUAUUUCGUUUGGGACAAAAACGUAGCUGCUAUAUAUAUCGUCUAUUAGCCAUGGGCACCAUGGAAGAAAAGGUGUACUCCCGUUCGGUAACAAAACAAGCCAUGAGUUUUAGAGUCGUGGAUGAACAACAAAUUGAUAGACAUUAUAAUAUGGCGGAAUUAGCGGAAUUAUAUACUCUAACCAUACCCGAUAACAAUAAUCGACCUACACCGAUUUUACCCCAAGACAGUAUAUUGGCUAGACUAUUGCGUACAUUCCCCGAAUUAGUUUUUAAAUAUCAUGAACACGAUAGUCUUUUAGAGAAUAAGGUUGAACAGGAAUUAAGUGAACAGGAAAAGAAUGAAGCCUGGACGGCAUACGAAAGAGAUUUACAAAUGAAUUCUGAAAUCAGAGAAAUGCCAAAUAUUGAGGAUUUACAAAAUAAGUUUAAUGCUUCAAAUUUAUCAAAUUAUUUAUCACCAUUUUCUGGUCUAGAUGUGAGUAACAAUCAAAAUCCAAGUAGUAGUAAAAAUAUGUCCCAUCUCUUAAAUUACAAUCGAGGUUUUGGACCAAACUUCUUGCAAUCCUUAUUGGGUCAAAAUACAAAUGCUGCUGCUCUCAACACUCAACAAUACAUAGAUGUCUAUAAUUAUUAUAAAAAUCUUGGAACAGCCUAUGCCGAUAUGAAUCCCUAUUCAACGUUACCAGGUCUUAAUGCCGCAGGUGGACCUGGUCGAAUGCCGAAUGCUUCAACGCCAUCAUCAGUAUCGGCAAAUCCUUUGGCAGCUCUGGGUGACUUAAGUAUGUUUGGUUUAAGUUCGACAGCUUUGCAAACGCUCGGAGCCAAUGCAGCGGCAUUAAAUUUACCCAGUAGCUUAGGCAAUAGCAGUAGUGCAGCUCUACAGCAAAUGACAAACUCAGCCUCUAUGUAUACUUCACCCUUAAAUACGAAUUUACCAAUAACUUCAGCUAGUAAUAUGUCUACGGGUGGGGUGGCAAGUGCCAGCAAUUCGGCGGCUGUACUGUCAGCAUUCGAACAAUAUAAACAAUCUUUUAGAGGGACUUAUAACAAUAUGUAUAACUAUACGGGAGAUUUUGGUUUAUCUUCUUCAGGGUCUACGAUUUUGGAUAGUUCGAAAUCGAAAAAUUCCAAACAUGGAAGUGGUGCAAAUAAUAAAAAUCUACCGGGUGGCUCAAAGGCAGGUUCAAAUAUGGGUUUAUUUUCGGGUCCUCCACCGUAUAUGCCUAGUCCUCAACCUCAGCCGCCAGCUCAGCAACAACUUGCUCAACAACAAAGACCCAGUUCAAGGAAUACUCCCACAUAUGAACCACAACAGCAACAACAACAGCAACCGCAGCAGCAACAGAAAUCUAAAUCAACUAUUUCGACAACAAAAUCAUCAUCAUCCUCACCAUCUACAUCGAAUAGUACAUUAAUGACUUCACCCGAAGCUAAUUCUUCAGCAAGAGCUAAAAGUUUAUUAAGUUAUAGAAGAGCUGAAUCAACUUCCUCUUCUAAUACUACUUCACAGUCAGCUGCUAAUGCCAAUAGUUUAUCUAGUAACACUAAACAAUCCGGUGAAAAUUUAACGCAAAAUAAACAAAAUUCCACAGUUCAGCAAAAGAAAUCUACUGCAGAGGAAGUGGGCAGUAAUGCAAAUAAAACAAUGCCAACUCCCAAUGCUAAAACUAUGAAAACCCCAGCUGGUACUACGCAUGUUUUAUCAACAAAUCAAAAGUCUAAUCAAAAAUCUACAACAAAUCUAGGCAGCAACAGUUCGGGCAGCUCUACUACUUCCACCACUAGUAGCACUAGCAAUAAAUCAACUGCCUCUGCCCAAUCAGACUCAAAUCGUGCUAUGAACAUGGGCAUUUUGUAUCCGAAUUCUAAAGGCAUAGAUAAAAAUACAAAUAAACCAAAUUCCCCCUUAAAUAUGGGUAUAGUUUAUCCAAAAUCAUCUAGUAAAUCGACAUCAGAAAUGCAAAUAAUACCCACCUCUUCACCACCGGGAACCAUUAGCAUAUCAAAACAAUUAAAUGAAUUAUCACCCAGUAUAUCAUUGACAGCGCUCAAAACGAAUCCACCAAAUAAAACACAAACUAAUCAAAAUAUAAAAACAGGUAACAGUCAAAAUGCGCAAAUAAAUAAAAUUAUGCAAAAUAAUAGUAAUUUAAGAAGAACUACCAGUCCGGUUAAUAGCGCUAGCGUUAAGACAACAACAGCUAAUCUUAAUACGAGCACAGCUGCAGCCGUCGCAAACGCUGCAACGAAUCAAAGUAAUUUAUUGGCUCGAAUAAAGAUGGCCAACAGCAAAAAACCGGUAAAUGGCAGUAACACUAAUAAUCCAGUGCCACCAUUACAUAGAGCCUCAACUAUGGUUAAUAUACCCUCUACGAGUACAGCAACAAAAUCUUCAACUGGCUUAACUAUAACAAAUGUUAAAACUGCUAUGAAAAAUCCCAAUAUGGCAACGAAAUCUUUAACAACUACUUCACAAAUCUCCACGCUAGCCAAACAAAAUGCUGCUGCCGUAGUCAAAUCGAAUAUAACACGUUUAAGUAGUGCUGGUGGUAACAACAGCAACAGCUCGGAUAAUACUUCAAAUCAGAAAAAUGCAAAUACAGCAAACAAUUCUGCUAAUGUUCCCUCGCUUGCCACUUUCAAAAGGGUCGUUAAACGUAAUUCCCCCAAUGUCAACACGGCUGGCAAUAAAAUGCCGGCUCUAACAUCAUCUCCCUCUUUAACGGUUACCAGCAGUAAUAAAUUACCCAUUAUCAGCAGUGUUAAGUCAAUUUCUCAAUAUCCCUCUACCAUGGCUACCAUAUCAAAGGCAUCAAUUACCAAAAUCAACACACCCACAACACAAUCCACAAAUUCUAUAACAUUGACAAAACAAAGCACGUCAACGACCCUAGGAAACAACAACAGCAACAACAAUCAGCCUUCAGUAUCAAAAACUUUAGCUCAAAUGCAAAAACGUUUACCCACCACCACACAAACAGCAACCACGUCAGCAGCUUCAACUUCAGCUAAUGCGGUAAAUGCUAUUAGGAAUACAGUUAAUAUAAGACCAGUGGAUACUAAACAAAAUCCGGCUGGAACGGGUGGUGUCUACAUAAUCGAAACGAAUAUCAAUGAUAAAAAAUUAGCAAUAGGAGCACCCACAAAAAGCGGCGGUGGUACUACCGUUACCAAAGUUCCCACCCAAACUGCAAUAAAACGUAAAUCCACAGAUCCUUUGUCCAAAGAUAAAACUAUUGAAACAAAAAGGUUGAAACAAUAAAUCUUAUCUUAAUCAACAUAAUUUAUAGUUUAUUAUUAAAAAUUUUAAGUUAUUGAAUUAAAA
This is a messenger RNA of Lucilia cuprina (Australian sheep blowfly), 8609 nucleotides long. Its product is annotated as transcriptional regulator ATRX-like. The record is from RefSeq and is a predicted model, not a curated record. Gene Ontology annotation, cellular component: nucleus. Gene Ontology annotation, molecular function: ATP binding; ATP hydrolysis activity; ATP-dependent chromatin remodeler activity. NCBI's taxonomy places the organism in Eukaryota, Metazoa, Arthropoda, Insecta, Diptera, Calliphoridae. The coding region runs from base 279 to 8546 and encodes 2755 amino acids. The transcript has 16 exons.